Penicillium olsonii is the source of this 1161-nucleotide messenger RNA. Lineage: Eukaryota; Fungi; Ascomycota; Eurotiomycetes; Eurotiales; Aspergillaceae. The record is from the annotation of a GenBank genome assembly.
AUGGGGAAUAAUCCGGUCUUUGCGGUCACAGUGUUUUUCAUUUGUUUCCGGGAGUGUCUAGAGACGACGGUAGUCGUAUCUGUCUUAUUGGCAUUUUUGAAGCAGACCUUGGGUGGAAAUGAAGACCGCGCAACCCACAAGCGACUUGUGCGCCAAGUCUGGGCAGGAUGUGCUUGCGGGCUGUUUCUCUGCCUUGCCGUCGGUGGCGGCAUGAUCGGUGCUUUCUAUGGUCUCGGCACCGAUACAUUCUCCAGCACGGAAGACAUCUGGGAAGGCGUACUGGGCAUCAUCGCCUCACUCAUUAUCACGAUAAUGGGUGCUGCUCUACUACGCGUUUCUAAGCUGCAGGAAAAAUGGCGUCUCAAGCUAGCCAAGGCACUCGCGCACGAGAACAAUCCCAAUGAAUUGCGCAAGGGUCGGAUAAAGAGAUGGCUCGAGAAGUAUGCCAUGUUCAUCCUGCCUUUCGUGACGGUGUUACGUGAAGGUCUGGAGGCCGUCGUCUAUGUUGGUGGCGUCGGUCUCGGUCUCCCUGCUACCUCAUUUCCCUUGGCUGUCGUCUGCGGUCUUGCGGCUGGAAUCCUGGUGGGCUAUCUGAUUUACCGCGGUGGCCGGGAGACAUCUAUGCAGAUCUUCCUAAUCAUCUCCACGUGCUUUUUAUAUCUCGUCGCAGGUGGUCUAUUCUCGCGGGGCAUUUGGUACUUCGAAAACAACACAUGGAACAAGAUCAUUGGGGGUGAUGCGUCAGAGACGGGGUCCGGUGCAGGCUCGUACAAUAUCAAGCAAAGCGUGUGGCACGUCAACUGCUGCAAUCCGGAAUUGGGUGGCGGCGGAGGCUGGGGUAUCUUCAACGCUUUGCUUGGAUGGACCAACUCGGCCACCUAUGGAUCGGUGAUCUCUUACAACUUGUACUGGAUCUGCGUUAUGGUCGGGUACGGGUUGAUGUUCUACCGGGAACGUCGGGGUGCACUCCCCAUCAUUGAUCCCGCGGUUAAAAAGGUCACCGACUACAAGGCCAAAAUGAAGGCAUCCAUCCUGCGCAGACCAUAUGAGGAGCCUGUCGCGGAAUCUAGUGGGGCCAUUGAGCAUGUCGCUACGGAGAAGCAGAAAGCUCCCGGUGACGGUGUUUCUACCGUUGUCAAGUUUACUGAAGCUUACCCAUGA